AUGGCUAGCCGUCGGACAAUUGAAACAGUUGAUAGGAGCUUCAUAGAUAUACUGGACAUUAAUGAACCUUUUGAUGGAAAAAUAAUGGUUUUCGAAAGUGAUUUUCGUCAAGUACUUCCAGUAAUUCCAAAAUCUACAAGAGCUGAAACAGUAAAUGCAAGUUUGAUAAAAGCAUACUUAUGGCAUCGUAUGGAAAGGAUUAAGUUAACAAGAAAUAUGAGAGCAAGAACAGAUCCAUCUUUCAGUGAAUUCUUACUACAUAUAGAUAAUGGGGAGGAGCCUACAAUAAGAGAUGAUUUGGUACUUCUUCCAAAACAACUGGUUAUUCAAAAUACGAGCAGCAGUACUGCUAUACGUUGCACUCUCAAGAGGAAUAUCAAUGUCAACGACAAAAGUUUUGGUCAUGACAGAGCAGCCAAAGCGAAGAAAAGGAACAUACACCAAAAAUAUCGUCUACAAAGAGAUAUUAG
This is a messenger RNA of Capsicum annuum, 470 nucleotides long. RefSeq lists its product as uncharacterized. The annotation marks the transcript as partial. The transcript has 2 exons. NCBI's taxonomy places the organism in Eukaryota, Viridiplantae, Streptophyta, Magnoliopsida, Solanales, Solanaceae. Gene Ontology annotation, molecular function: DNA helicase activity. Gene Ontology annotation, biological process: DNA repair; telomere maintenance. The record is from RefSeq and is a predicted model, not a curated record.